AUGCUGAAGCACGUGGUGAAUUAAUUUUUCUGUAUUUUUUGCAAUAUUCCCCGGUUUCAGGCCAUUUUGGUCAUCGUGCUUCUGGAAAUUGGAGUACACGCUUCAGCUAUUCAGGUGGCUUCCGUUGCGAAAAAAGGUAAUUUUCAAAUUUCCCACGUGAAAAAAUUCUUUUUUUUUGGUUAAGUAACUUGUGAAACGCUGAAAUGCGAGGAAAAGCCUGGACAAGUCUGCUUUCAAACCCUGGAUGAGGAUCCGAAAUGCGUGGAAAGAAAACGAAAUGUCGAAUAUUGUGCGGAUAAACAGUGCAAUAUGGCUAUGACUUGCAGAGAUUCAGAAAUCGGAUAUAUUUGUUAUGCGACCAGAUAUGGUUAGUUUUUAUUUCAUUGUUUUUCUAUUUUUCAAAUCAGUUUGAUUUCAGAUGUACCAGGAAGUUGCUUCAACUUGGUGUGCGACAAAAAGAGAGAAGUUUGCGUUCAGAAAAAGGGAAAAUCUGCGAAAUGCGUCAAAAUCGAGAGUGAUUUUUAAACUUACUUUGAUUCCUAAUGUCAAAAAAAAUUUUUUAGAAUUCGGAACACUUGAAUGAAUUAUAAAAGUUAGAGUAAAGGUAGAGACCGCAAAGCCACGCCCCUUUUUUCGAUGGUGAAAUGCGAUGGUUUUUUAGAUUUCGUGUUUGAUGUUUCCGUAAAAGCGCAAUACUGAAUCAAACACAGAGAAAAUUGGUGUAAACAUAGAGAAAACCUUCCUCUUCUAUCUGAUACGCUUUUCACCCGAUUUUCGUAGCGUUUUAGCGGAGUGUCGUACAAAAAACCAAAACUACUUUUUUCUUCGGGUUUUUAACCUAGUUCCAUGUCGUUGGCGCCUUUUUUUAUUUUCGAAUUCGAUUCUUAAGUGAAAAACAAAUCUUUUAAGACAAAAAAAUUAAAAUUUUUACGGUGCCUAAUCUGCGUGAGGCCGCGCAAAGUUGAAGAUGUUGUACUCGGUUUCGAGAGCGUGUAAGUAAAAAAUUUUUAGCGCGAACGCCUCCCAUCUCCGAGAGAUGUGCGUGGAGCAGCGCAAGUGCGCUUGCAUACAGUUUUGAUAUCGCGAGUACGAAUUAUGACUUUGAAAACCGAACUAAGCUACUGAAAAAUUUAAAUCCGAUAUGAAAACAAAAUGAACGACCAAAGGUGUAAAAUAUAAACUUUCAGUACUAAAUUUCGCGACUUUUUUCACUACUGUUUUGACCAUAACUUUCUUUGUUCUCAACCUUUUUUGAAAAACUAAACUGUUUUGAAUAGUAAAUUAGAGCAGCUAUCCAACCAUAGUAAUAUUGAAGUUCGAAAAUUUUUUUGAAAAUUUGGUUGCGGUCCCUAAGUAAAAACGAAAUGCCCUUUUUUCCAACUCAGCCUAAACCUAAAUGGCGCACUCAGACUCACGGUAGACCGAGGAGACGGUCCACUUAAAUGAUCACUAAAGAGAAAAAGCUCUACCCGAAUCGUCUAUCUAGUGAUCACUCAAAAAAAAGCGACUUCAUUUUUUUUUUUUGAGCAAAAAUAGCGGAAAAAAUGCAAUGACAACUAGGAAUUUGAAAUACUUCGAGCAAACCUCCGGAAAUAAACAACAUAUACUUGCAGACGCUCCAAAAUGCGAAGACAAGAAUGAAAUCUACACGGAUUGUGAAGCCGGCUGUGACGCUAGUUGCAAAGACCCUGAACCAGUAUAAAUUUUGUUUGUAUUCAUUUCAAAUUAGAAAAUGUUGAGGUAUGCGACCAAUACGUGUGCAAUACCGGGUGCAAGUGCCGCAAAGGUUUUGCGAGAAUCAAUGGAACUUGUCAGACUUUUGAUAAAUGUCCAAAGAGCGAACUGGGCAGUUUAUCCUGUUCUUUGAGACCCUAAUAUUAAUACUAAUGUAUUCCAGUGGGAAUCUGCCAACCCAACGAGUACUUCACCUACUUUCCACCCAGCUGUUCAACUAAUUGUCGUGGCGAGGAGAUAGUUCAAUCUUCCUAGCUGAACUUGAAAUUCGAAGCAAAAUUUCAGUGUGAAUCGAUAACUAUAUGGGGCGCCACCUGUACCUGUAGGCCUGGGUACAAAAGAAACGCAUUUGAGGAAUGCGUACAUAAUACUCAGUGUUACAAAGGUUUCACAUGUGUCAAAACUUAGAAAUAGUUGGGUUUUGUUCAGAAAUCUGCCGCCGGAACGAAAAAUGGGACAAAUGCAAGAAUUGUGAGACAACUUGCGACGCUCUCGGACUGAGAAGCUGUCAUUCGAAAUACUGUUAUUCCGGAUGCCGCUGCUUGGAUGAUUAUGUUCGUGACCGAAAUGGGAAUUGUGUACUCAUGUCUAACUGCUCAUGA
Caenorhabditis auriculariae is the source of this 2336-nucleotide messenger RNA. The record is from the annotation of a GenBank genome assembly. Lineage: Eukaryota; Metazoa; Nematoda; Chromadorea; Rhabditida; Rhabditidae.